Messenger RNA from Cavia porcellus (domestic guinea pig), 648 nucleotides. RefSeq names its product natriuretic peptide B (gene Nppb). Gene Ontology annotation, molecular function: hormone receptor binding; hormone activity. The coding region runs from base 115 to 471 and encodes 118 amino acids. Gene Ontology annotation, cellular component: cytoplasm; extracellular region. Gene Ontology annotation, biological process: neuropeptide signaling pathway; cGMP biosynthetic process; receptor guanylyl cyclase signaling pathway. Lineage: Eukaryota; Metazoa; Chordata; Mammalia; Rodentia; Caviidae. The record is from RefSeq and is a predicted model, not a curated record. The transcript has 3 exons.
AACCAGCCCAAGAUAAAAGGCCGAGGUGCAGAGGAGCUGGGAGAGCAGAGGGCAGUGGGAAGGUGGGUUAGGAGCUCAGCCGGACAGCGCCAGCCCGGCUGGCCUCCUUGCAACAUGGGUACGCAAGCAGGCCUGCCCUGGCUGCUUCUGCUCCUGCUUCUCCUGCACUUGUUACCCGAGCGUGGCCGAUCCCACCCGCCACUGGACUGGCCUGACCAGGCUUCGGAUCACCAGGCAGUACAGGUCACGGAGGCACAGCCAGAACGCAUGACUCUGAAGCCAUGCCAAAAGGGCAAAGUCUUCCCAGAAGCCUGGAAGCCUGGGAAAGCAGGCCCCAAGAGCACCCUCCAGACCUUUCGGGGACCCCAGCGGCCCAAGGUGAAGCAAAACUCUGGUUGCUUCAGAAAGACGAAGAUGGACCGGAUCGAUUCUGUCAGUGGCCUGGGCUGUAAGGGGAUGAGGCAGCCGUAGGAGGAAGCCUUGGCCAUGGAUGCCGAUUCCACAAGGGCUCCGUCCCCAACCCCCUGUCUUUGAUUGACUUCUAUUUAUUAACUUAUUUUGAUUUAUAUAUUUGAUUAUUUUCUACAAGAUUGCUUCUUACCUGCGAGCAAAUACUCUCGACAAUGAAAUAAAAUCAAUCAUAUAGCA